CUCCUACACUACACCAAACACUGUGUGUUCAACAGACCCUGCUGGUUAAUGAUCUCGCCCAUAAGUAAUGUUUUAACCUUCCAUUGGUUUGUGUUUGCUUCAAAAGCCACAAAGCCAAGGAGGAAGUGUAGGAGAACGUGGGCAGGACAGUGGCCAGGAGCCUCAUGACCUCAUCUUUUUCCGCCUCACGGGGAUUGGUGGCUGUGCUUGGGACAGGGUUUAAAUCCCCAGAGCUCAGAGAUGUCAGGAGCAGGGGACGAGGGGAGAAAGCCAGAGCUGCUGGGAGCCAGCUGGUUGGAGCUGCUGUUGUCGUGGCUGAUUCCUUCUGCACCAGAAAAGGUAAAAUAUCACAAUGAAGGUGGCAGUUCUGUGUUUAUGCCUUAUCAGCAUCACCUCUGCAUGGCCUGUGAUUCAAUCCAGGCAGCAUACAACUUCUGCCAGCUCCGAAGAAAAAUAUGACUCCAGGGGCCAUCUCUUGGGCAGAUAUCACGAUGACCACGUGAAUUCUCACUCUCAGGAGAGCCAGCAGGACACACAGAGUGACCUGGCAUCAUCUCAGCAGACCCUUUACUCUUCAGAAGAAAGCGUGGAUGCCCCAGAAGAGCUGCCCUCUCCUGAUGUGUCAAGCAAGAGCCAUGAAGAUGUGGAUGAUGAUGAUGACGAUGACAAUGACUCCAAUGACACGGAUGAAUCUGAGGAGGUUGCCACCAGUUUUCCUACAGACAUUCCAGUCACUGAACCCUUCCCCACUUUCCCUUUCACCCGGGGAGACAAUGCUGGCAGAGGUGACAGUGUGGCCUACAGGAUGAGGGCAAAAGCCGCGCUCCUGAGGGCAAAAGCCGCCCUGGUGAAGUCCAUCAAACUCCACAAAGCUAACAAAAAGCUCAUCUACGAUGCCACGGAGGAAGACGACAGCUUCGCGGAUGCAGACAGCCAGAGCUCCGUGUCCCGGGAGGAUUCUGCUUCCCGCAGCUCCCUGAGGAAGCGCUCCAGGAGCGCGGGAUGGUUCGGCCGGAGCCACGGGCGGGACAGCAGGGAGAGCCAGGACAGCAUUUCGAGUGUGGAAAGCAAAGAAAGCCGGGACAGCCUGCCCAGUGUGGAAAGCAAAGAGAGCCGGGACAGCCUGCCCAGCGUGGAAAGCAAAGAAAGCCGGGACAGCAUCUCGAGUGUGGAAAGCAAAGAGAGCCAGGACAGCCUGCCCAGUGUGGAAAGCAAAGAAAGCCGGGACAGCCUGCCCAGUGUGGAAAGCAAAGAAAGCCGGGACAGCCAGCCCAGUGUGGAAAGCAAGGAAAGCCGGGACCGCCUGUCAGCUGAGCUCUCUGACGAUAUCAGCAACCAAACCCUGGAAAGUGCCGAGGAUUCUCAAGAUCGUCACAGCAUCGAGAGUAACGAAGUCACAGUUUAAAGGGAGACAAAUAUAAUGUUUCCCUUCUUUUUCAAUCCCAGCCUAAGGGAAGUGGGGAGUAGCUUCAUUUCGGGGAACUGUUUGUUAAUGUAGUUCGCGUGGUGACUUUCGGGGCUCGGGGCGGUCCAUGGCCCCCGGGGCUGUGCCGGCGGAGGCUGCGGGACACGGCGGGCGAGCAUCGCUGCUCCCUGCGCUGCCGGGCGGUGUUCGCUGUAACGGGAAUUAAAUAAAACCUCGACCCCCUGUACCUGCGUUAUUGUUCACUGGGGCUUGGGCCGGGUGGGGGGGAGCUUUAAAACUUCUUCGAAUGAUGUGAAAUCGCUGUUCCCCGCAAAUUUAACCUCUUC
Molecule: messenger RNA, 1752 nt
Organism: Prinia subflava (tawny-flanked prinia)
Lineage: Eukaryota; Metazoa; Chordata; Aves; Passeriformes; Cisticolidae
Gene: SPP1
Product: secreted phosphoprotein 1
Exons: 7
Coding region: 353-1405 (350 amino acids)
Biological process (GO): osteoblast differentiation; ossification; positive regulation of bone resorption
Molecular function (GO): extracellular matrix binding
Source: RefSeq, a predicted model, not a curated record